This is a messenger RNA of Anoplopoma fimbria (sablefish), 3352 nucleotides long. It is a transcript of the gene kif3a, whose product is annotated as kinesin family member 3A. Gene Ontology annotation, biological process: microtubule-based movement. The coding region runs from base 182 to 2386 and encodes 734 amino acids. The record is from RefSeq and is a predicted model, not a curated record. Lineage: Eukaryota; Metazoa; Chordata; Actinopteri; Perciformes; Anoplopomatidae. The transcript is spliced from 19 exons. Gene Ontology annotation, molecular function: microtubule motor activity; microtubule binding; ATP binding.
UCCUCCUCCCCCUGCCACGCAUGCGCAGUCCAGCAUCGAGCUGACAACAAGCUAUCGGAUGUGAGCCUGUGAUAUGGGCACUGCGCUGGAAAUCAUUCGAAUAAGAGUCAAACGAACAAAGCCUUGCAAACAUUUAACCGUCAUUAAACACAUACUAUAAUAGCCUCUCUGCAUCCCCACUAUGCCGAGCAAUAAGUUUGAGAGACCUGACAGGCAGGAGGGCAAUGACAAUGUCAAGGUGGUGGUAAGAUGUCGUCCCUUCAACCAGAAGGAGAAGAUGAUGAGUCACAAACAGGCCGUCAGUGUGGACGAGAUCCGUGGGACCAUAUCCGUCAGCAAACUGGAGACCCCCCAUGAGCCUCCUAAGACCUUCACGUUUGACACCGUGUUUGGACCAGACAGCAAACAGCUGGAUGUCUACAACCUCACUGCCCGCCCCAUAGUUGACUCAGUAUUAGAGGGAUACAAUGGCACCAUUUUUGCAUACGGGCAAACUGGCACAGGAAAAACAUUCACCAUGGAGGGUGUGAGGGCAGUGCCAGAACUCAGAGGGAUAAUCCCAAACUCCUUUGCUCAUGUUUUUGGUCACAUUGCCAAAGCAGAGGGUGACACAAGGUUUUUGGUUCGUGUUUCGUACCUGGAGAUUUACAAUGAGGAAGUGCGAGACUUGUUGGGCAAGGACCAACUGCAGAGGCUAGAGGUAAAAGAAAGACCGGAUGUUGGUGUGUAUAUCAAAGACCUCUCUGGUUACGUCGUGAACAAUGCCGACGACAUGGACAGGAUUAUGACGCUGGGCCACAAAAACCGGUCUGUCGGAGCAACAAACAUGAAUGAACACAGCUCCCGUUCUCACGCUAUCUUCACCAUCACCAUCGAGUGCAGUGAGAAGGGUGUUGAUGGAAACCAGCAUGUCCGCAUGGGAAAGCUUCAUCUGGUUGAUCUUGCUGGCUCGGAGAGACAGGGCAAGACUGGAGCCACAGGUCAGCGUUUAAAGGAAGCGACAAAGAUCAAUCUUUCUCUCUCCACACUGGGCAACGUCAUCUCUGCCCUGGUUGACGGCAAGAGCACUCACGUGCCCUACAGGAACUCUAAACUAACCCGACUGCUGCAGGAUUCAUUAGGAGGAAACUCCAAGACCAUGAUGUGUGCAAAUAUAGGCCCAGCAGACUAUAACUAUGAUGAGACCAUCAGUACCCUGCGCUACGCUAAUAGGGCUAAAAACAUCAAGAACAAAGCCAGGAUCAACGAAGAUCCUAAGGAUGCCCUAUUGCGCCAAUUUCAGAAGGAGAUUGAAGAGCUUAAGAAGAAACUGGUGGAAGGUGAAGAGAUCUCUGGCUCAGAGGGCAGUGGAUCAGAAGAGAUGGAUGAAGGUGAUGACGAAGGAGGUGUGGCAGGAGAAGGCCGCAGGAAAAGAAGAGGCAGUAGCAACAGCAGCAAUAGUUCAGAAUUUGCCUGCUCCUCCUCAGUGCCACUGCCCACUGAGGAUGAACCUCAGAAUAAAGAAAGAGGGAGGAAGAAGGUUUCCCCGGACAAAAUGGUGGAGAUGCAGGCAAAGAUUGAAGAGGAAAGAAAGGCCUUGGAGGCCAAGCUCGACAUGGAGGAGGAGGAAAGGAACAAGGCAAGAGCAGAGCUUGAGAAGAGGGAGAAGGACCUUCUUAAAGCCCAGCAGGAGCAUCACCUUCUGCUGGAUAAAUUGUCGGCCUUGGAGAAGAAGGUAAUUGUGGGUGGGGUGGACCUCUUGGCCAAGGCUGAGGAGCAGGAGAAGCUUUUGCAGGAGUCCAACAAUGAACUGGAAGAACGUCGCAGGAGGGCCGAAAAGCUGCGGAGGGAGCUGGAGGAGAAAGAGCAAGAACGUCUGGACAUAGAAGAGAAGUACACUAGUCUGCAGGAGGAGGCUCAAGGAAAGACCAAGAAGCUGAAGAAAGUAUGGACCAUGCUGAUGGCUGCCAAAUCAGAAAUGGCAGAUCUACAGCAAGAGCAUCACAGAGAGAUCGAGGGCCUCCUGGAGAACAUUCGCCAGCUGAGUCGAGAGCUGCGACUCCAGAUGCUCAUCAUAGACAACUUUAUUCCCCAGGAAUACCAGGAGAUGAUAGAAAAUUACGUGCACUGGAAUGAAGACAUUGGAGAAUGGCAGCUGAAAUGCGUGGCAUACACUGGCAACAAUAUGAGAAAACAGACCCCUGCUCCAGACAAAAAAGAAAAAGAUCCAUUUGAGGUGGAUCUUUCCCAUGUGUAUCUGGCCUACACAGAGGAGAGCAUGCGGCAGUCACUGAUGAAACUAGAGAGACCCAGAACCUCUAAAAGUGGCAAAAGUGGCCGACCCAAGACUGGCCGGAGGAAAAGAUCUGUGAAGCCAGAAGCCGUGAUCGAAUCGCUUCUGCAGUGAAAACAGCAGCGUCAAUUCACCGUAUCUUUUGUGUUACUUUCAGAAAAGAAGUCCUUAGUCGAGUCAAAUUAAUAAUUGUUGAUCAUAAUUUAAAAGAUUAUCUGAAUACACUGUAUAAAUAGUAUCGUUUUAAAUGUGACGGAGCUGCACCUAUGAUUGGAGUAAGACCUCUUGGCCAAGAGGACCUGUUCUUUUUCUUGUAGUGUAACUCUUCUUUGUGGAUGUCCAACCUUUUGGUGUCGCUUUGGAACACAUUUUGUUGGCAGCAGCUUCUGAUCAAAUAACGCUCUUCUACCUUAGCACCUCUUUAGCAUCAAGGAGGAAUAUACACUAAACAUUUUUCACAUGCAACACAUUUGGUUAUGAAAAUGACAAACACUCUGAAAGAAGAUUUCUUAAACAGAGUUGUGGACAUGAACUAUAAUCUGCAUCCAUACCCUUUGAAAUGUGUUGUGUGUUUUAAAACACUAAUUGUUUUGCAACAAAUAUCACACCGUUUAAGUUGUAACUUCUUAAUUACAGAUUUCCUGCUAUGUAAGAAAUGGAUUCAUAUUAAACGGCCCAUGCUGAUAGGAAUACAUUGUAAUGGAACUCUGAUUAAGGGUGUUAAUUUACUUGCACAGGGUAUGUAGUAUCAAGUAUGAAACUGUAAAGUGCAUUAUAGCAUUUUUUCUUUAGGUCAGAAGCAUAGGGGCAUGCAUGCCAGCCAGCUCCUAUGUUAGUGCCAUUUGUUAAUCUAAGCAAGUCAUCUUUUUAUUUAUUUUCAAAAGUCAGAACCCUUUGUGUUAUAUUGAUUUACACCAUACAUACUGUAUGCCUUAGUUUAAUGCACUAGUAUGAGGUUUUUGUGAAGAUCAUUUAUUUCAUGAUGUUCUGUAGAUACAAACUGACUAUUAUUUUGUAUCAUAAUGUGUUUCAAAUGUUUACAUGCACCAAACCCCUGGAUAUUUUAUUUAUUAAAUUAUU